AUGGCAGGAAAGCUAUCGUCACCAAACUUUCGGCCGCUGAAGCCCAAGAGCCGACUGAACAAGAACCCGCCAUCGGCGCGCGAUCAUGAGUUGAACAUCGAAUACCUGGUACAGCAACUCGAGGCUUUCCUCAGCAAGCUCCCGACCGACAGCGACGUCAUCGACUUCAUUCUGUCACUGAACGACGUAGGGGACUACAAUGAGGGGCUGAAAGCGGGCUACCUUUCGUUCGCCAAGAUGAUCGACGAUUUCGCUAAUUCCAAGGGUGAUGCCUUCUACUUUGCCAAAAUCAAGGGCUGGAAGGACAAUCUCGAUACCUGGAAAGAAGAUCCCAAGGCUGGUGAAGAAUGCCUCGUAGCCUGGCUCUGUGAUAAUUUUCAUGAUCAAUUCCCGGUCUCUGUCGAUGGGCCCCAGAGUGCAGCUAGUAGCUCUGCGGCUUCGGACUCUUCGGACGAUUCGUCACUCUCGAUGAUGUCGACUGGUUCUACUUCUGCAGCGGAUACUCACGUCAAUGCUGCAGUGGAGGAACCCUCGACUCCGUCGCCCUCAAAUGACUCUUGGCUCACAGUAGACGCCAUAGUCCAGGCCUUUGAAGAGGACGAAUCGGCUCCUCCAACUCAGCAAUUAUCCCGGCUAGAAUCACGCCCUGAGAAUGUAGGACCGGCCUACCUCUCAGCAAUCUCAGACGGUGAUAACGCAGACAACACACGCACCGCCAUUUCUGGUUGUGAGCAGGCUGCCCCUUUAUCUGUGUCAGCUCCCACUAUGCCUGCUCAACCUGUUGAGGCUACGCCGGCAAUCCCUAUGCAUCUCGUUAACUGGGCGGUUGGUAUGUUGGAGCCAGGAAUCGAGAAGCUGAACGAGUUGAUACUCGCUGGAGGACCACCCUACAUGCCAUGGGCCAUCAAACCCACAAUGUUUAGGACACGGGCCCUUCGAUUCGUAGAGUUCAUUCGCCGGAAAGUACAGGAGCCAGCCAACCGCGAGAAAGCCCGUGAUUAUGGGGAGGAUGAGAUAGGAUGGUUCCGGAAACGCGUUCCCGAAUACGCCAACGAGUUCAAGCUUUGGGUAGAUAACGAGACACUCUGGGUGUGGUGCCGCUUUCUCCAUAGCGCCGACAAAGCCGUCUUCAAGGCAAUUCCCACGGAGUACAUGUCGACUUCAGACGAACAGAAUAUCCUCGGCCGAAAUUUGCGGAUCAUACAAUGUGCCAACGAACCUUGGAUGUCUCCCGAAGCUGCUCGGCGAACAUUGGCCCAGGAUCGACUACGAAAAGCCUUCGACGGAAUGAGUUACAAGUUUCUGCCAAUGGAACAACUAGUUUACGGCCAGGGUCUCUGCUACAAGCAGUGGCUUCCGUCCCCGAACGACCUCAAGAAAUUCUUGGAAGAGCAGGUCCACGAGGAGGCACAAGACUCUCCUACGCGUUAUUGGCACCUCGUCGACCAGUACCAGAAGCAGAUCGAGCAGUGGGCCAAGAAUGAUAACUUCACUGCGUGGGCUGAUUUCUUGCAUCAGAAGCUGCCCGAUCAGUUCCCAGCACCACCGCGCAACGGGGAUCUGUCAGACGAUGAAGAUGAGACGGACGAGACAGAUAAGGCGAUGGACUUUGGCGACGGCGGCUCUGACAUUGAGCCUUCUGUGCACCAGCCUGCUGAUGUCAUCGGUACGACCGAGGCGGGCGACGCGAUGGAUCUCAGCGAGGGCUCGAACGGCAACGCCAAUGGUAACAACUUCUUUGACUGGUCAAACGCUACAGCUGGCAACUCCUUCAGCCCUUCGAUGCCGAAGGCACCGAGUGGUAAUUUGGGCGCUCCAAAUCCCUCUUUUGCUGGCGUUGACCAGACUACGGCAUCGCCUUUCGAUGGAUCAAGCACUCUGACCGCAGGUGCUGCUCAGUCUGGGUCCUCAUUCGUCCCGUUAUCUACCAGCACCAAUGCACAUGCCACUGAGCCAGAUAGCAUCGCAGCGAGUACCGCAGAUCCGCUUGCGUUCUUCUCUGGCUUCAAGAUUCCGGAUGCAGCCUUUCAGCCAGUCGAGGAUCCAGGAUUCAGCUCCACGCGGCUCGACAAGCAGCGUAAGAAGCUUGCCUCUUCAGCAGAGCGAUCAGUGGCCGCAGCGGGCACUGAAGCACCUCAGGCCGGGCCUGCAGCUCAGCAGCAGCCAGCGCUCGUGCCAUCCUCUACUGCUGACCAAGAGAUGAAGGACGCCGAGCCCUUAGUUGAAGUGAGCGGCGCAAAUGGUAUUCCUGCUACCAUUUCGGUGCAGAACCAGCCGGCUCAGCCUAGUGGUUUCUCGGCCUUCUCAAGCUCCGGACUCUUCGCGAAACUUGGCGGUGGUGGUGACCUAUCCAAACUUACUGCUCCGGAGCAGCCGUCGUUCAGCUUCAACGCUGCAAAUACCUCUGAGGCUCCGAAAGCUGCAUUUGAUCCUUCCCAGUUCAAGGAUGUCGUCUCUUUUGCUCCGCAACCCUCGCCCUUCGGGACCGCAUCAAAUGUUGGCAAUCCUUUUGGUGUGACACCACUCUUCGCUGGCCAGAGCACGUUCGCGCCUCUGUCGACUACGGCUGGAUCCACUCCGACUCAGCGGGCGGUCAUCAAUGGUGAUGAUACCAGCACUCCUGCAAACGCUGAGGGUCAACAAGUUGCCGAACCCGGUCUACCUCCACAGGACGAGGAAAUGAAGGAUGCAGAACCAUCGUCAGAGCGGAGCGGAGCCCAGCAGCUCCCUGCUUCCACGGUAGCGAUAGAUGCUCAGCAACACGACAUUCAGGAGCUCAUGCCUGCCUGGAGAGAGGAGACGCCAGCCAGUGAACAGAACGCACUGUGGCCCGAAGCCGGUUUGCCCUUACAGUUCGGUACAGGCAACACGCCUGGUGGCCUCUUCUUUGGACAAGCUUCCUCAUUUUCCCAAAUGCCAGCCGCUUCAGUCCCUAUCGACAUUCAGACUGAACAGUGGCCCAUGGACCGCAUCAUGCCACAGCUGGAUGAGAGUGCGCAGCAGCCGCAGCAGCUGGGCAAUACUUCUGCAAUGCCACACGACGAGUCCGAACUUGACCGGGCCCUCGAAGAGAUCCUUGGGCGGCUUGAUAUCACAUCAAACCCAGAAGCGCCUCUGGGUGAGCUUUCCACUCAGCCGGAGGAGGUUUCCACCGUGCUAGCCGCUAAUUGGGAUGGCUUGGAACCUCAGGAUGCCUUCGGCGGAGAGAUUACCAUUACUGCUCCGGAAGGUAAAGAACCUGUCAUCGAGCCUUCCGUCAACGCUCCUGUUGAGACCCCUUGGGCUGAGGGCGAAUAUGCGGAGCCUCAACAGCCGGCUCCCCCGCAGAACCUAGAGAUUCCGGCUGUAGAUUUGAACGAUGCACUGCCGAAGGAGGAGAUCGAAGUGGUUUCUCCGGAGAAUUACGCCUCAGAUGAUGACCAGGAGUUAGAAGAAAUAUGCUCGCGUCAGAUUUACGAGAACUCACCGCAAAACGGGGGUGCCAACGAGCCUCUGUCAGGAGAGUCGGACUCGUUGUUUGGCGACGAGGGUGGCAAUUCAGAUGCUAUCAGCCCGGAUGGACUUGAACUCGUGUGGGACGCCCCUCUACAGGCGUCUGAGAACCCUGUUGUCGACAUGUACGAAGCACCGCUCAAAGAGCCAGCCCACCAAUCUUUGACGGAUGAUCAGGACCCCAUUAACGGCGACAAUGGCGACAACCCAGAUGAUGUGCCGCCGCAUGAGAAUCAGACUCUCAAUCUCUCGUUGGAUAAUGAGGAUGUGGUUCAUGGAGAUAACGAUCCCGCCUUGAAGUUGAGCGAGUCCAGCAAUUCUCCUGGUGCCCCGCCUGCGGCAGCGCCCGAACAAGACGAGCUUUGCCAGGACGCUCAUGCAAGCACGCCUGAGGUUCCGGGCGUGGAUCUGAACGCGUCGCUGCUCGACGAGGCCGCAAACGUACCUUUGCCAGAAGACAUUGGCUCCAUUUAUGGUGGUGACGGCGCCGACGCCGGAGGUAUGCAGACGGAGGAGAGCCACGGCCAUCCUAUUCCCGACGGGGUUGAGGCUCAGCAGAAUAUGACUGUCGCUGAAUCCAGCAAUGCCAGCGAUCUUUCUACUCCCCCGCCACCAACAGAGCCGGAGCAGUCUAAGCCAAACCAGGAGGAGGAAGGCCGAAAUCCGCUAGAUGGAGAAGACGGAUCAGGCCUCCAGGAUGUCUAUAGCGACCUAAACUCCGGUCAGUCGGAAACUGGAAAUGAAGACGUGGGUUCCGGCCUUGUGGAUACGAAGUCGGAGAAUCCCCCGAUGGUAACUCAGGGAGUUGAGGGUGAAAAGCAGGAGGCCGGCGCCAUAGAGCCGAAAUUGGCAAACUCUGUCGAUCCCGACACGGCUCCAGCACAGGCUCCCGCCCCAGUACCGGCUCCAACCCCAGCCCCAGCGCCGGUCAUCAGUUUCGAUCAGGCGCAGCUCAUCGCGGCGUUGAAUGCUGUUCUCGGUCCAGUGACCACCCAGCUGGCCGAUCUUACGUCUGGAAUGAACACCAUCAUGACGGGCAUGGGCGCCAUGGAUGCCAAACUGGACGACCUCUCAAGCGAGAUCAGCCUGGUCAAGGAGCAGCAGCGUAACACUCAAGUCCCUGCGCUUCCCCAACCAUCAGCCGAUUCUGAGCGCUUGGCAAAGUUAGAAACCGAGCAGACGCGGCUGGCAGAUGGCAUGCAGGAGCUCAAUGACCGGGUCCAUGGGGUACAGACCCGCCUGGAAUCUCUCGACGGGCUCGUCAAGGACAAGUUUGGGCAUCCUCUCCCGUCCGUUGAGAAGAUGCUAGAUGAGCUUGUAAUCAAGCCAGCCGAGGAGUCUAAACCUGCAGCUGGUAUCGCUGGCAUAUCUACCUCAGGUGGCGAUGUAGCGAAAACCAGGGUGGAAGAAGUUGUUAAGGACCCCGCUUCCGACAGCAAGCCUGUCGAGAAUCAUCCGGAUGAGCCUGCUACUGAGGCUAAGGACUCCAAGGCGCUAAUCGGUCCGCUAAAGAACACCACGGCCCAGAACACAGUCGAGCAGCCAGAAGCAGAGACCAUGGUCGUCGUCCUUGCUGACGAUAAUAAGGGUACUGUUAAGACGACCCUCUCCUCCGGUCAAGUUGAACAACAGCCCACGAAGCGUGUCUCCGUCGACGUCUCCAAGCCGAAGCAAGUCAGCAACUGGUGGCGCGAUCUCCAUGUCGAGCUGGUCAAGCUCCGCAAGCCUUCAGAAACCACCGACUGCUUUGAAGUCUACCUCUUCGUCUGGGAGCGGCUGAAAGCGCUCGGCAUGCCACAAGACAAGAACGUCCCCAUGGGCGCGGCUUUGUGUGAUCUGGUCUGGUUCGUAAUGAACGUCAACUUGUAUUACGAUCCGCGGACGACUGUCCUGCCCAAGAAUCUUCUUGACGUCCAGCAGAAGCUGUAUGCCGAAUGCCAGGCGGUUUUUGAUGGCCCCGAUUGGCAGGACAUGGAGAAGGUGCUGCGCGUCUCACGCAAGAUCGUCGCGCUGGACAAAGCAUCUCAAGCUUAUGCUGACAUGCACCCCGGCCACACGAACAAGGACGCCGGUGCGACGCUUGAAGCCUAUAAGGCUACCGACAAGCCAUUCGACUAUAAGCGGGUUCUCAAGGAUAUCGCAUGGAUCGACGACACGGAGCCAGGGCUUCGGGCCUCCGACACGCCUCGGCCCCAACUGUCCCACUUCAGUGCUCUCCACGACGCGCUGAGCACGGAGUUUCGUCGACAUAGCAUGACCGAGAACAUGGUCGAGAAGGCGGUGCAGCAGAUGAAGCAUAUCAUCGUCUUCAAGUGCCAGCAAGACUGGGAAGCCGACUUCAAAGAUCCCGACGCGAUCCCGCGCGCAAUGAAAGAUGCUGCACAAGAGCAUCUGGGUGAGUGCCUGGCUCUUCUCGAUGGAUUUGGCUGGCAGGACUACGAGAACCUAUGCCGCGCCGCACAGAAGGCACAAACCAUCAUGGAUGCUCAGACGGCGUAUGUGGACGUGAAGUGCGACUUCUACAAGUCGGCGUACGGACUGCAAGCCCAGCAGAAGGCCGGGAAGCAGUACGCCGAGAAUGUCAUCAGCAAACUUGAGCCCUUGUACGAGUGCUAUAAGGGGAAUAAGCGGGAACGCGAUUCCCUUGCGAAGUCGAUUUCCCUACACAACAAGCCGGGCACUGAUCUGUCGGAAGAGAUCCAGUGCUGGGCGGAAGAAUGCAAUGCGGAGGGCGACGGGAUACAGGGUCGAGCGAAAUCGAUGUUGGACACUGCCAUGCAGCACCUGGAGUGGUACAUCGAUGUGUUCGACAAGCUGUUCCGGCAAGAUCUUCAGGCCGACACGCGCACCGCGCUCGAGGACCUGGUGCGACUGCAGUACCCCGAUUUUAAGAGCCGCGUCGAGAAAGCGUAUAGCGCGUUCGACUUGCCGUUUAACCAGUUCCUUGGAAAUGCAGAUGAUAUCAUCAGCGGCAACGACCAGUUGUAG
Trematosphaeria pertusa is the source of this 6480-nucleotide messenger RNA. RefSeq lists its product as uncharacterized. The coding region runs from base 1 to 6480 and encodes 2159 amino acids. The record is from RefSeq and is a predicted model, not a curated record. NCBI's taxonomy places the organism in Eukaryota, Fungi, Ascomycota, Dothideomycetes, Pleosporales, Trematosphaeriaceae. The transcript is spliced from 2 exons.